Molecule: messenger RNA, 846 nt
Organism: Neospora caninum
Lineage: Eukaryota; Apicomplexa; Conoidasida; Eucoccidiorida; Sarcocystidae
Product: putative mitochondrial carrier domain-containing protein
Exons: 6
Coding region: 1-846 (281 amino acids)
Biological process (GO): poly(A)+ mRNA export from nucleus
Cellular component (GO): nucleus
Source: RefSeq, a predicted model, not a curated record
AUGCCGACAAGCGCAGAAGGAAGCGCGGCGACCCAGCCAGGCGCCGCGGCCUAUGCGUCGAUGAAGGUGCCGGAACUCAAGGAUCUCCUCAGCCAGAGAGGACUGCCUACCACAGGAAAAAAGACCGAUUUGGUUGACCGGUUGCUCCAGGCGGACGCUUCCGCGGAGAAGGACACCCUGGCUGAGUCCUCUCUGCUUUCCUCCGCGCCUCUCCUUGAGGCGGAUGCGCAUGCCGCCGGCGAGCUCGAACUCGACGCGUCCUUCGCGGCCAAAGAAGGCGCCUUCCUCGAGGGCCUUCCUGCGGAGACAGGCUCGCCUGCGCUCAAUCUGGACUCUUCGGCGAGUUCGGCCAAGUCCCCCGCCUUCACGCUGCCUGCAGGGACAGGCGCCGCCGAGAAGGCCGCAGCGCAGUCGCGAGCUUCCGCAGCGAUCAAAAUCACGCAAUCGAUGACGGAGGAAGAACGCCGGGCUCUUCGGAAAGCCAAGUUUGGCACUAAGACGGACGACGAGAAGAAGCUCGACCGUGCACGGCGCUUCGGCCUCUCCGUCCCUGAACUCGAAGAAGAGAAGAAGCGCUUGAGAGCUGAGCGCUUCGGGAGCGCUCCAGCAGCGAAGACCAGUAGCAUCGAGAGUCUGCCGGUGGACAAACUGGAAGAAGAGAGAAGAAGAAAGCGGGCCGAACGGUUCGGCAUUGUCAGUGAGGAAGACAAGAAGCGCAAACGGGCCGAGCGCUUUGGUGUGACGACUGAAGAGGAGAAGCUGGCCAAGCGUCUCCAGAGGUUUUCGAGCCCAACUAGCGGUUCCGCCUCGUCGCCGGCGCCGCCCGUGAAGGUUACCGGCGCGUGA